AUCCCGGAACUAAGAUGUUUGUUCCUACCCGAGUUACAAAACGUGGUGCACCUUUAAUGCCAGUGUUGUGGCAUUUUGAUUCCCGUCGUUACCAAUGGACUGACAUCAGCCAGCAGAGAUGCUGCUUAAAGAUCUUCCCAGAGAGGCCCUGUUGCGGCCCUUGUCCAGGAAUGAAGUGGUGGGCAUGUUGUUGAGGUUGACCAUCUUUGGUGCUGCGACCUACUACGGCAUCAAAUGGGUCGUCGACGCUAUGGACCCUACUGCCAAGCAGAAAAGCCAAGCCAAGAAGAGGGCAGAACAGCUGAUGAAGAGGAUUGGUGUUGAGGGUGUCAAACUAACAGACUAUGAGAUGAACAUUGCAUCUCAUCUAGUUGAUCCACAUUCAAUGAAGGUGACCUGGAGAGAUAUAGCUGGUCUGGAUGAGAUUAUCAAUGAGCUGCAAGACACUGUCAUCCUGCCCUUUCAGAAAAGACACCUUUUAACUGGCUCCAAACUCUUUCAGCCGCCCAAAGGUGUUUUAUUGUUUGGUCCUCCGGGAUGUGGGAAGACUAUGAUCGCCAAGGCAACAGCCAAAGCCUCAGGCUGCAAGUUUAUCAACCUGCAGGCCUCCACGCUGACAGACAUGUGGUACGGCGAAUCACAGAAGCUGACUGCUGCUGUCUUCUCAUUGGCUGUCAAAAUCCAGCCCUGCAUCGUCUUCAUUGAUGAGAUCGAGUCCUUUCUGAGGAACCGCUCCAGCCUGGACCACGAGGCCACAGCCAUGAUGAAGGCCCAGUUCAUGAGCCUGUGGGACGGCCUGGACACUUCCUCAACCACUCAGGUGAUGGUGAUGGGAGCUACAAACAGGCCACAGGACGUGGAUCCAGCCAUUCUGCGCAGGAUGCCCGCCACGUUUCAUGUUGGCCUGCCAAGCACAAGACAAAGACAGGACAUCCUGAGGUUGAUUUUAGCAGGAGAAAACCUGAGCAACGCCAUUAAUCUGAAGGAGAUUGCCGAGAAGACUGAAGGUUAUUCUGGCAGCGACCUCCGGGAGCUUUGUCGCGAUGCGGCCAUGUACCGAGUGCGGGACUACGUCCGCAAGGAGCAGAUGAGGCAGAUCGCUCAGCAGCUGCAAGACUGCCAGGAGGAGGAAAAACCUGUGGACGAGGAGCGGCUGCGUCCGGUCACCCAGCUGGACCUCCUCUUCGGCCUGGACAAGAUGAAGGAAUCUAAGCGCGCCACAUCCUUCAUGUUACCCAUCGUGUCAGAGGUUCCCCUGGACUAAACGCCAACACUGCACCGCGACGGGAAACAUUUUCAUCUCGCUUUUGUCUGUUCCAACUCCCCAAGCAGAGGCUCCUCCAACAUGUCGGAGAGUAGUCGUACUUUUUCUUUUUAAGUGUAUUUAUCCAGGCGGGGUUUGUUCUGAGCAUGCUCGCUUCACAUGUACAGUUACAUUCCGACGCGUCCUGUUGGUCGCUGCUCCAGAGAGCCAUGAAAGAUUGUUGGGAAGAGGAGAAAGCAUUUCUCCAUGAACGUUAUGUCGGUCUGAAGUUACUGCGAGUAAUGCUACAAACUGCACAUGAUGAUGAGCUGAGGGGGUUAAGCACCAUGACUCACGAUUCACUGAAGUCCUUUGAGGUUUGCUGCUUCAUCAACUGUCUCCAUCUUUCUUUUUUGGGCAAACACAUGUUUGAUAACAAAGACUUAAAUCACUUUAAAGGGAUUUUAUCAAAGCACUUUGGAAGAGCUCAUGCAGCAUGCGUGCGAUGAUACGAUACAGAAAAGCAACUGAGGUUAACUAAACCCGUGAGAGGUCUUCGGUGCUGCUUUGUAACAAAGUCUUCUGCACUUAAUAUUUGUUUCCACCCAAAACCACAACAGCUGUUACCUCCUAAUGUAAAGUUAAUGCUGUAUUUAUUGUGCCAUUAUCACUUUGAACUUCAGAUCCCGUGCGUCAAUCAAUGUCUGCCGCUGCAACACACCCCAGAGGUUCUCCGUCAGUUACUUUAAGUCUCACUUCACAGUGAACAUACUUUUAAUCAGCUGUCAGUCUGAAGUUGUUGUGACAUGCUUCUCUGACUCCCGCUCUAUAAAUAGCCUCAUUGUUGGCCACAUGGUCACAGCAUGUGUUCAUAGAUCUCAUGCAGACCUUUCUCCCACUCGGUGUGAGUAAGCGUACUGAUCGUUCAACCGUGACCACGUGGUGGCACUGCAGCGUCACCGUCUCACUGAGAAGAUGGACUGCUCACAUAGAGAGCAGUUGUAAAGCUUUGUGCCGAGAUAAUGAAAUCAGGAACUCGGCACACUAGAUUAUUUCUCCCUUAUUGGUUGAUUCAGGGAUAAUUAGACAUCUGUUGCUCUUCAUUAGAGUUCCUCAGGUUACAGUUAAAGCUCAAGGCAGUGCAAUGUAAACCAACGAUGACGUCGCUGCAGCUUACAGGUCGUGCUUUUCUCUCCUGGAGAAGGGUAACAGUCGUGCAAAUGCUUUUUCUCAAUGCGAUAUCAGGUUAUCAGUUACGUGGCAGAGACGCAUUCUAUUGAUAGACAGUGUCCACAUGCAGUUACUGUUCAUUACACUGACAAAUAGGUGUGUGUGUGUGUGUGUUGAAUAUAUGUUAAUGUGCUGUAAAGUGUAUUUAUUAAAUGACUCUGAAGGGAACAUUGGAACAUU
This is a messenger RNA of Cottoperca gobio, 2653 nucleotides long. It is a transcript of the gene atad1a, whose product is annotated as ATPase family AAA domain containing 1a. The record is from RefSeq and is a predicted model, not a curated record. The coding region runs from base 119 to 1264 and encodes 381 amino acids. The transcript is spliced from 10 exons. Gene Ontology annotation, molecular function: ATP hydrolysis activity; ATP binding. Gene Ontology annotation, cellular component: mitochondrial outer membrane. Lineage: Eukaryota; Metazoa; Chordata; Actinopteri; Perciformes; Bovichtidae. Gene Ontology annotation, biological process: extraction of mislocalized protein from mitochondrial outer membrane.